This is a messenger RNA of Mytilus trossulus (common blue mussel), 494 nucleotides long. RefSeq lists its product as uncharacterized. The record is from RefSeq and is a predicted model, not a curated record. The transcript is spliced from 2 exons. The coding region runs from base 65 to 388 and encodes 107 amino acids. NCBI's taxonomy places the organism in Eukaryota, Metazoa, Mollusca, Bivalvia, Mytilida, Mytilidae.
ACUUAUAAGCAACUACAACAGUUACUCUAGUCGGUGUCAACGAUUUGCAUGAGAAUUAUUUAAAAUGAAACUUUGGUUAUAUGUGACACUAUUUUGCAUUUAUUUAACAAAAUAUGCAACUGAAACAGCUAGUAUUGCUAGUGAUGCGUCAUCCGACGACAGCCAAAGAGUCAGAAGAUCUGAAAAAGAAGAUUCUGUUAUUCAUUAUGAUCCACCGCCUCCCACUUCACCAUAUUUAAUAAUGACAACGCUACCUGUGGUGCGUGUUAAGCGAUCUGACGGAGAUGUCCAAUCAAAAGGAGAUCAUGUUAUUCAUUAUGAUCCACCGCCUACCCCUCCACCAGCUUAUAUAAUUACAACGCGACAUGUGGUGCCUGUUAAGAUCUGACGGUGAUGUUCAAUCAGAGUUUAAAAAGUGUUAAUUCAAAGAACUCUUAUUCUUUAUUCUGUCGGAAAAUACUUUAAGCAAAUAAAAUAUAUAGAAAUAAGUAUAA